Molecule: messenger RNA, 3579 nt
Organism: Dufourea novaeangliae
Lineage: Eukaryota; Metazoa; Arthropoda; Insecta; Hymenoptera; Halictidae
Gene: sl
Product: 1-phosphatidylinositol 4,5-bisphosphate phosphodiesterase gamma-1
Exons: 18
Coding region: 1-3579 (1192 amino acids)
Biological process (GO): positive regulation of epithelial cell migration; phosphatidylinositol-mediated signaling; phospholipid catabolic process
Molecular function (GO): calcium ion binding; phosphatidylinositol-4,5-bisphosphate phospholipase C activity; protein binding
Source: RefSeq, a predicted model, not a curated record
AUGAAUGGUAUAAUUCCUGAAAUGGAACAAAAAAUCAGUCAACUGGAAAGGGGAACUGUGGUAACUAAAUUUUUUUCAAGGAAGAGGCCAGAGAAAAAUACUCUUAUGAUACGAAGAGAAACUAGACAAAUUAUUUGGGCAAGAAGCGCAACAUUUAGACCUUGUGAUGAAUCUGUUGAAAUUCGAGAAAUCAAGGGAAUUAAAAAAGGAAAAUAUUCUAAGGACUUUGAAAAAUGGCCAGAAGAUGCAAAAAGGACAGAAUUCUCGAGUUGUUUUGUUAUAUAUUAUGGUUCAGAAUUUCGUCUUAAAACACUUUCGAUCUCUGCCCUUAGUGAAAAAGAAUGUCAUCUUUGGGUACAUGGGCUACAAUAUUUAGUUCAAGACACUAUAAAAGCUCCAUAUCCUUUACAAGUUGAAAGAUGGCUAAGAAAAGAGUUUUAUGCAAUGGAAAAUUCAAGAGAAACAGUUACAUUGAAAGAUGUGAAAGCAUUUUUACUUAGAGUUAAUUGUAAAGUAGCAACAAACAGACUUAGAGAACUUUUUCAAGAAAUAGAUACGGGAAACAGAAACGAACUUGGUUUCGACGAUUUUGUUGGACUUUACCAUAAACUUAUGUUCGAUCAAAAUAAUUUUCUAGAUUGGAGGAAAUUACUCAAUUAUUCGAAAACAGGACCGAUUGUUACUGUUCAUGACUUUCAGAACUUUUUAAUAACUGAACAACAAGACCCUUUAGGAAAUAAUGAGAUAGAAGUUUCACGUUUUAUUAGAGAUUAUUUACAAGAUCCCCAAAGAGAUGUACAGGAACCGCACUUCACGUUUUCUGAAUUCAUCGAUUUCUUAUUUUCAAAGCAAAAUUGUGUUUGGGAUUCCAAAUAUUCUGAAAUAUACCAUGAUAUGAACAAACCUCUUUCACAUUAUUGGAUAGCUUCAUCACAUAACACCUAUCUAAUGGGUGAUCAGAUUAGUAGUGAAAGUAGUUGUCAAGCGUAUGUACGUGCUUUAAGAUCUGGUUGCAGAUGCAUAGAACUUGAUUGUUGGGAUGGACCAGAUGGGAUGCCAUUUAUUUUUCAUGGCCAUACGCUUACCACAAAAAUAAAAUUUCUGGAUGUCAUUAAAACCAUUAGAGAGCAUGCUUUUGUUACUUCAAUAUAUCCUGUGAUUCUAUCGAUUGAGGAUAAUUGCACGCUGCCUCAACAACGUAAAAUGGCAAUUACCAUGCAAGAAGUAUUUGGUGACAUGCUGUUAGUUCAACCUGUAGAUAAACAUGAAACUUGUUUGCCAUCGCCUCAUGCAUUGAUACAAAAAAUUAUAUUAAAGCAUAAAAAGUUACCUGAUGGUGUCGAUGAGACGUCAUUCCUCAUUCGAAAUGAUGAAAGCAGACAAGAAGUGGACCUCAGAAAUACAGUAAAAAAUGGUAUUCUUUAUCUGGAAGAUCCUGUCGAUAAAGAAUGGAAUCCACAUUUCUUUGUACUGACUCAACAAAAGUUAUUCUAUACGGACACGUUUUCUAGAACACCGGACACUGAACACGAUGAUGACGAAGAAGAUGUUGUUCAACGGCCUACAGAUGGUGUGCCCAAUGAUGAAUUACAUUUUGGAGAAAAAUGGUUUCAUGGCAAACUGGCAAGAGGCAGAGAAGAAGCAGAAGAACUACUACGCCGUUAUUCGCAUCUUGGAGAUGGUACUUUUUUAGUUCGACAAUGCGUUACGUUUGUAGGCGAUUACUGUCUUUCCUUUUGGCGUAAAGGCAAAGUAAAUCAUUGUCGUAUUAAACUGAAGCAAGAGAUGGGUCAAACACAAUAUUAUCUUAUUGACACUAAUUGCUUCGAUAGUUUGUACAGUUUAAUUACGCAUUAUCGUAAUCAUCCAUUAAGGAGCCAAGAAUUUUUAAUCACGCUUCAAGAACCCGUUCCACAACCAAAUAAACAUGAAGAGAAAGAAUGGUGGCAUGUCGAUUGUAGCCGUACUUUGGCCGAGGAAAUGUUAAAACGCAUUCCUACGGAUGGUGCAUUUUUGGUCAGGCCAAGUGAAAAAGAAAGCAAUUCUUAUGCUAUUUCAUUUAGAGCAGAAAAAAAGAUUAAGCAUUGUAGAAUUAAACAAGAAGGGCGUUUAUAUACUAUUGAUACAAUACAGUUUGAAAGUUUAGUCGAAUUAGUUAAUUAUUAUGAAAGGCAUCCAUUGUAUAAAAAAAUAAAGUUAAGCCAUCCUGUAAAUCAAGACGUUAUUAGAAGAAUGGGACUAGAUGUCGAUGACAGCUCUGUUUAUGGUAUUCCCGGUUACAUGGAUCCUACGAGUUUUACAUCAAAAGUAACUGUGAAAGCUAUCUAUGAUUAUACAGCAAGGAGAGAUGAUGAAUUAACGUUAGUGAAACAUGCUAUAAUAACAAAUGUUCAUCGACAAAGUGGUGGUUGGUGGCGGGGAGACUAUGGAGGUAAAAAGCAACAUUGGUUUCCAGCUAAUUAUGUAGAAGAAAUAGAACCUCAAGAUAAUCAGGGAGAUUCAACAGAUUCUAUGAUGUUUGGUAACCUUCAAAAAGGCUCAUUGGAUAUUAUGGGUGCUGUUGUUGAGCUAAGAGUAGGUGGAAGACCUGGAUUAGAAUGGAUAUUGAGAAUUCAAAGUCCUAGUAUGGUUUCAGCGUUUGAAGUGGCUACUUCUUCCAAAGAUACUGCAUUAGAAUGGAUGUCAAGUAUUAAAGAAACAGUACAAAGUGCAAGUGUCCGGGAAAAUCAGCACAAAGAAAUGGAACGUGCAUGGAGAAUAGCAAAAGAAAUGUCAAAUUUAAUAGUUUAUUGCAGAUCGGUUGCAUUUAAUUUAGACAGAAUAAGAACCAAAGGUUUCGUAUUUAAUGAAAUGAGUAGCUUUCCUGAAACAAAAGCAGAAAAACUUAUGUGUCAACAAGAGAAUAAAUUUUUCUUGAAAUACCAUCAGGUUCAAUUUAGUAGAGUAUAUCCCAAAGGACAACGUAUUGAUUCGUCGAAUUAUAAUCCUGUGCCAAUGUGGAAUUCCGGAUGUCAGAUGGUAGCAUUAAAUUAUCAAACUGGAGAUAAGUCGAUGCAGCUCAACCAAGCGAAAUUUAGUGAAAAUGGCAACUGCGGUUAUAUUUUGAAACCUGAAUUUAUGUUUAGGGAUGAUUUUAUUCCCCAAGACAAAAAUAGCUUAUAUGGUGUAGAAUCUCUUAAAUUUAAUAUAAAAAUUAUUGGCGCUAGACAUUUAAUUAGAUCAGGACGGCGUAUAGCAAAUCCUUUGGUCGAAAUUGAAAUCGUAGGAGCAGAUUUUGAUACCGGUACAAAACUGAGAACUAAAACGAUUCCUGAUAAUGGAUUUAAUCCCAUGUGGAAUGAGUCUUGUGAGUUUGAAGUAGCUAAUCCAUACUUCGCAUUCAUACGAUUUGUUGUGCAGGACGUAGAUAUGUUUGAUGAUAGUAAUUUCAUUGGACAUGCCACUUAUCCUGUACGGUGUUUACGAUCAGGUUACAGAAAUGUCCCAUUAAAGAAUAAUUAUAGCGAAGAUCUAGAACUUGCAUCACUGUUAAUACAUCUUCGAAUUACACCCUCAAGUAUGCACACGCAUAAUUUAUAA